Molecule: messenger RNA, 8000 nt
Organism: Pantherophis guttatus
Lineage: Eukaryota; Metazoa; Chordata; Lepidosauria; Squamata; Colubridae
Source: RefSeq, a predicted model, not a curated record
AUGGAGAUCAUGAGAAUAUGUCCCUCAAGCAGGGUUAGUCAGUGUGUUUUAAAUCUUACCUAUGUGCAAUUUCUGCAGAAAUGUGAAGGCUUCUUGCAACCUGAGUUCCGGACUUUUGCUGUGGACCCACAGAUCACUUCACUGGAUGUAUUGCAGCACAUUCUCAUCAGAGCUUUUGACCUCAAUGGGAAGAAGAAUUUUACCAUCAGCUAUUUAAGCCGAGAUAAGCAAAACCAAGAAAUGUACUUGUCAUUGAUGUCAGACUGGGAUCUCGGGAUGGCCUUUGCUGGAGCUUCUAAGCCUUUUUUACAACUAAAGAUAGACAUCAAGCCCUUGGAAGACAGCCCCCUGCUAGAAGAUUGGGAUAUUAUCAGCCCUAAAGAUGUUAUCAGUACCGACCUGCUGUUAGUGGAGAAGAGGUCUCUGGCGGCUGCAGCCCUGCCCUUCACCCAGUCCAUCAUUUCCCAGGUGGGACGGACAUUGUCAAAGGUCCAGCAGGCACUCAGCUGGUCCUAUGGGGAAGAUGUCAAACCUUUCAAACCUCCUUUGAGUGACUCAGAAUUCCAUACGUAUUUGAAUCAUGAAGGCCAGUUGACAAGACCAGCAGAACUGCGCCUCCGAAUCUUCCAUGGUGGAGUUGAGCCUUCAUUGCGCAAGGUUGUUUGGAGAUAUUUGCUAAAUGUCUAUCCUGAUGGCUUGACUGGACAGGAGCGUAUGGAUUACAUGAAGCAGAAGACACGUGAGUAUGAGCAACUGAAGGGGGAAUGGGAAGCACGGACCAACCCUGAAGACCUGGAUUUCAUCCGUAGUAAUGUGCUGAAGGAUGUUCUGCGAACAGAUCGCACUCAUCCCUACUAUGCUGGUUCAGAUGAUAAUCCUCACCUGACAGCCCUGCAUGAUCUGCUGACCACCUAUGCUGUGACCCACCCACAGAUAUCCUACUGUCAGGGUAUGAGUGACAUUGCUUCUCCCAUCCUGGCUGUAAUGGACAGUGAAGCACAUGCCUUCAUCUGUUUUUGUGGCAUCAUGAAACGCCUGGAAGGUAACUUCCAGGUAGAUGGUGAAGUCAUGUCAGUUAAAUUUACCCAUCUCAAGCUUCUCCUCCGCCAUUCAGAUCCAGAUUUCUACUCCUACCUCCUGUCUCGGGGUGCUGAUGACCUCUUCUUUUGCUAUCGUUGGCUGCUGUUGGAGCUGAAACGGGAGUUUGCAUUUGAGGAUGCCUUGCGCAUGCUGGAGAUCACAUGGAGUUCCUUUCCUCCUGAUCCUCCAGAGAAGGAAGUGGAAUUAGUGGGCCCUCCAGCCAGGCCCGGAGACAGCAGCCAGUCUAUCCGAAGGAGACACAUGCUACGCCCAGCUUGUAGUUUUGAGGCAGCUGGGGAUCGGCCGUGCCAGGGGGCAGUUGCUGAAGAGAAGGUAUUAGUAAAGCAAUCUAGUUUUGGGGAAUUCAAGUAUUACAUUACUCAUAAUGAAGACAAUUUGGAGGAUGACCCAUCACUCAGAUCUCAGCACUCAGAGGAUGAGAAGGAAGAUUGCACCAGUGAGCAGGAUCCAUUGAUUCAGACAACUAACAUGGCUAAAUCCUUCUCUGCUCCAUCUCUUCGGGCCUUGACACCACCCUCUCGAGAUUCUGUCUCCUCCUCAACUAAUGGCAAUGAGGAAAGUCAAUCAGAGGAAGAGAAGGGAGACUCGGUAGUUAAUACCCCUUCUUCUAACUCCCAUGGACCUACUUCUUCUUCUACUCCUCCUGCCCUAGUCAGCCUCCCUCCUCCGCAAGAAUUUGGCAAAGGCAACCCCUUUGUACUCUUCUUAUGUCUUGCCAUUCUUUUGGAGCAUCGAGACCAUAUAAUCAAAAACAACAUGGACUACAAUGAACUAGCCAUGCAUUUUGAUCGUUUGGUACGCCGGCACAACCUUAACAAGAUCCUUCACCGUGCCAAGGCCCUGUUUGCUAACUACUUACAGUCAGAAGUUUGGGAUUCUGAAGAGGGAGAUGAGGCAGCAGCUGAAUCUCCUGCCGUUUCAUGAUUCCCCCUUCGUCUUGAUGUGUAGGGACAGGUUCCCUGCGGUCAUUAUGGUGCAAGCAUCGAUGUGGAAGAGUGGUCAGUGAAGUAAUCCAAUUUAGGCUCAAUCAUUCAGCAAUCCUCUUGGAAGAUGGUCUGGAGCAACUAGAUUGGAUUGCCACACUCAAUACACCUUCUGUAUCUAAUGUAUCUGUUUUUAACGAACUCUUUAGACAAAUAUCCCAUCCAUUUUGGUGCCCCAUUCUCUUCCAAGUGCUAAAUAGUCUUUCAAAGAAGAGUUUACCCUGCAGCAGCCAGGUUCUUCCCAUUUCCCCUCCCUAAUCAAUACUUCCCAAAUAUUUCUCCCUCUGUCUACUGCCCACUUCAUUUCUUAAAAUGUUGGUUGCUAAGAGACCCAGAUUGAUUUCUGAUCUUUCUAGAAUCAGGAUCUUUUCUUCCACAUAGCUUUGCCAAAAACAUUUUUAAUGUUCCAUCCUGGUAUAUUUUUUAUUUUCCAGCAGUUUGAGCUCAUCAGAAGUUCUACAAAGAUGCUUCAGCUUUUUAAAAAAAUGCCUCAUAUGCUUAUUUCAGUGUUUUUUGGCCCAAGGUUUUUUUUUUUUUAAAGCACUUCAUUUUUUUCCGGGGCUUCUGUUCCACUUGUAGCUUUUGAUUGUUUAAAAAAAAAACCUAAUAUCCAUAAACAUGUAAAAACAAAAACAAAACACACUGGAUGUUUCCAAAACUGGCAAUUAUCUGAAGGAGAGUCAACGGUUUAACGAGAGGUUGGGCAGAGAGUGGAGACCUGAUGCCAAAGUGCCCUUAACAGAAUAAAUUUGAGGUGUGCAGUACUUUAUGCUGUACUUGCACGUGCCUUUUGAUUAGUUGUCUUCCCAAAAACAUAUCAUCCAAGACUGACUCUCUGCACAUAUAACCAUGUCUGAAUAGGUGAGGCUCAUUUGUAGGUGAUUUAGCUGGCCCUAUUCAAAUCCAGAUGCUUGCUCAAAGUGUCAGAUUGUCAUAAUAGCUCUAAAAUAUGUAGCAGGAAAUUCUGUAUCUUGCAGCUAGACAGAAGUAAUUUCUACUAUUAUUUGUUAACCUGACACCAAGGGGGAACACAUAAUACUAUGUGCAGUUUGAUUUCCUGCCAAAGAUUUUUGAAUCUUUGACUCUCCCCAAUGGCUAUUUUAGGGUUAUAGUAAAAAUAGAUUCUUGCUCUUGCCUGUUGUCUACAGUUAAACUAAAUGAGAGAGGUGAUAAGAGAUUGAAGUUUGAAGACAGUGUUGAAUGAGGUCAAAUCUGAGCUAUGUUGGUUGCAUCUUUUCUUUCUAGGUUCAAAGUCAUCUGCCUAGAAUAAUUUUUCCCAUUCUGCUUUAAUCAGUUGAGCAGAAAGGCAAAAUUCUUGGUAUCAGCCAGCUGUGUUCCUUGAGGUCAGUUUUCUACCUGUAACAUCAUCAGGCAGUUUGAAUCCAUAUUUCUUUUAAGCUAGGCAUCUUCUGCAUCUGUUAAUAUUUUAUUUUGAGACACAGGGAGGGGGAAAUGUCUUCCCUUAGUAAUAUUGGAUAUACAAGCACAUGGCUAUUGGCUUUUUCCUCUUAGCCUCAGACUUUGUAUAUAGAUUGGGUAAAGCUGGCAUGCAGGGUUUUUCUAAUCCAUUUUAAUUAAAUGGCCACUAGAAGGAGCUGGAACUUAAUUUAAGGUAACCUAUGAAGCAACGGUGAAAUAGGUCUGUAAAGUAGGGAAAGCCAACCUGUCACAUUCACAAUCCCUUUUCAUUAGCCUUCUUAGCUAGAGUGAAUGAGAUUUUGUAACAUCUGGAAGACUUCAACCCCUGUUGUGGAGUAUUCUUUACCUGUUUGGAUCGAUGGUAUUUAUGAAGUUGGAGUAAUUGCAGGGAUGAUGAUAUUUAAUCAAAUGAUUUAAACUACAAGCCUUUUGGAGAGGCCAAGAAAAGGGCAUUUGAGUUCCCCAUACUGAUAGUUAAAGUGUGCUACUACCAACUCAUGGCUGUAAAUGGUGCCUUAAGAUCUUUGAUAUUAAUGAGGUGUAUCCUCCCGCAAUGUAGAAAGCAGCAUGUCUUGCUUUUAAGGAAAUCAUAUUCUUAAUUUACUCAGCUAUUUCCUGAAUGAACAGUAUGAGUUAUGAACACAACAUUUGGAAGUCCUAAGUGAAUCAGGUAUUAUGGAUUACAAUUAGCAUUUCUACUUUUUUUUCAACACUUUCUCCUUUUGUGUAAUAGUCUGAUCUGGGACCAUCACAUUACACAUUUAAACUAUAUUCUAUUUUUCUAUAGGUAGGGUUCUAUGUCUUUCUCCAACCAAACGUCUCUCUUGUAUUGGUUUUAGUUAUCUUGAAACCACAGAUCCACUCGGGCUGCUAGUUCAAAACUCAUGGUGUAAAUUGCCCUGGAUUCUGAUGCAUGCUGAUGGUAUUCCAACUCGUGUAACAAUAGCUAGUGAUGUUGUAGGGCAACCAGACAGGCUGUGGGAAUACCAAAAUAUCAAGACUAUCCCCAAUUCUUUCUGUGCUCCAUGUUGCCUAAGCUAGCUUCCUAUCUAGUUUAUAACAAUGCUUCUCCAUGAAAAUUUUUGUUUCUUCUAAAAAAGACUUCUGCCUAAGAAUCAAUUGCUAUUUCCAUCAUGAUUUGCCCUUUGUGUUACCGCGAGCUUACAUGAAAACAUGCAUGUAAUAAACUAUAAUUAGUUGAGGUUGGAAUUUGAAGCCAUAUGUUAACCUUCUCACAUGACAUCUGAGAAUAUAAGAGCGGUCAAGUGAUAUGAUAACAUUAUGCUAGUCCUUAGAUGGUCCAGGCUGACUUGAGACCAGAUAUGAAGUCUCAAGCCAUAUUUAUCUGCGUAUUUCAAAGUACUAGUGAAGGUGGGUACAUUUUACUGCUUCCCUAACAGUGAGCAUUUCAUAUGCUGCUGGUGAUACUGAAUUGGGUAGAAUAUUGAAUAGAAUACUUUUAGGUAGACAAAAGUCAUGGACUUUCUCAAAAGAUCAGAAGGCAGUAAGAUGUCAUGGAGCAACAAUAGCUAUUGCAUAGACUUCCAAUGUGUGAGGUUAAUUUUCUGUUUUAAUUUGGUUUGGGCAUAUAUUUUAAUCAACACAAAUUCUGAAGCAUUUUAGUUAAGUUUAUUUGGCCCAAGCCAACCUCCUCCCUUUUGAUUCUUGAUUGGUAGGUAAAGGGCUAAUAUUGCUGGGUUUAAGCUGUGGCAUUUUUUCAGGUGGGAACCCCUUUUCUUUUUAGCUUAUCCCUUUCUAAUCGGCUUAAAUUUCUAACAGGGCUGUCAGUACAAAAUAGUUACUAUUGGAACCACAUUGGCUGCAUUAGUUUUAAGGGUCUGAUUUUCAACAGUAAGUAAAUUGCAGGCAACAUACUUUAUUCUGACUUGUGGAGGGUGGAUCACAGACCCCCCUUGGUGAUUUGCUUCCUCCAUGGUGCUAUUGGAGUCUCUGUGUCUCAGCCAGGUUCUCUUGGUUAUUUGUUUAACUUCCGGACAGCUGGUAUACAAUCUGGAUAGCUUUUUUCCCCUCCUUAUGAGGACAGGAUGGGCCCGGCCUGUGCCUUUUCCUAUGCUCAGAAAACUUACUUUAGGAUUAAAUUUGGACCUGCCACCAAGUUUGAAUACAGAGGUAAGACUCAAUAGGCUGUAUGUGUACACUUAUUUUGAAUCUUAAAUUUGGACUGAUUGGGAGGUAGAGGUGUUCAUUUUAUCUCACAUGUCAAAUCAUAAAUUACAUACUAAAUUGUGAUUCAUCUCUUUAUGAGGCAAACACUGUAAAAUAAGUAAACCUAACCUGAAUUUAAGUUCCUUCUUCAGAUUACUUCAGAUGCAACAGACAUGUUUCUUAUUUCACAGAGAUAUCCAACUGAAAUGUAGCCUCUUGCAUCCAAAGGCUUUAAAUGAGAGUCUAUGAAAUGAGAAUUCAUCAUACUGUUUUUGAUUAAAUAAAUCUUUGAUAUAUUUCAAAAGCAUGUAAAUCCUUCAUGUCCAUAAAAGAUUAGGAACAGAACAAGUAAACCUCCAUGCAACUGGCAGUAAUGCCAUAAUUGUAGAAUUUUCAGCUCCUUUUAAUUAAUUGCUUGACUUCAGUGACCAUCCAAAGUUUAUGCUUAAAAUAUAUUGCUUCUCCAAAUCUCUAUAAUUCUAUUUGCUUAUUUUUCACUGCUGCUUUCUUUCAUUAGUGUUUUAAAUUAGUUCUCUGAAGCAAAUAAUGGAAUUGACUAAUGCUAUAUUGCAAAAAAAAAAAAAUGGUUACAUCAGUAGGAGGAGAAGAUACCUUAACAGACCCUCUCUGUACUGUUGAGAUAUCCCUGAAAUUUCCUUGCCUUAUAAUCCCUGCCUGCUGCUCUGGGUUUUCUUCCCUCUCUACUGUUAUCACCAACAACAAAGUUAUAAUUCAGAUUCUCCUAUUUGUUUCUCAGGCAAAGAAUCUGACUAUCAGGCAGCUACCACACGGAGAUGGAUCUGAUCUAGUUAUUAAAAUUCAGUGAAACAGCCUGGUAGUUUGAGUGAAAUGAACACAAAUUCUUUUGUGCUCUUUGUUGGUUUUUGUGAGGUUUGCAUAAGGAUUUUGCCAUGAUUCUUUAAUAGCAGAAAUAGUGGUGAUAAUACGGAAGCUACUGUAUGCCUUAUUUCUGCUUCUAGAUGUACACCAAGAGGGGAGUCUUGCUUGGGGUUUAUUACAGGGGUCCAAAUUCUCCCCCCCCCCAUAACUUUGAGAACUAUGUUACAGCUGAUAUAUCAUUUAUCAGCCAAUCUCUGUGUACAAAUGCUAUAACAUAAACUCUAUUUUGCAUACUCCAUCUUUGGAGCCUCCUAUGGUACUUGAAAGCUGGUGGCCAAAUUCUGUUAGAUUUCCUUCCUCCAUUUCUGUUCCCAUGCCUGAGGAAAGUCUUCUAAUUUAUUAAAGUUUGUUAUUCUGUCUUAUAUUUAUAUUUAUAUAUUUUUAUCUUGCCAUUGUAUUCUUUUUUGUGCUAUUUAUUUAUACAAGGUUUUUUUUCUUUUUUUGUUGUGAUGCUUUACAUUUGUAACAGGGACUUGUGAAGAGCACCAAGGCUUUAAGGAAGGUUGUAUGAGCUAAGAACCGGUGGUGCCAGAAUCCUGGUGCUUACAUAUUUCGUCUAGUAUCUUUGUAGUGUCACACCGAGUCUUAAAAAGAUGGUGAGCUUGUUCAAAGCUGAAGAAAACCCUUUUGAAAAUUAAAAUUUGCAGUAAAAAGAUAGAAGGGAGCCAAAUAAAGUGUGUAGCCAAAGGUACCGUAUAUAAACUGGCCAGCUCAGAUAGAGGUGUCAUGUCUGUGACAAUGCCAUUGAGACCCACUAUCUAAAGUUUUGGGAAGUUCCCCUAAGCAGGCACCUGUGAAAUGAAUGGUAAUACAAAAGGAAUUCUUCUCUUCACUUCAUUUGUUUGAGGUUUGCACAAAACCAUUCCCGAUAUCCUCUAUAAAUGAAUAGAAAGGUGAUAUGUGGAGUUCCUGUCUCAGGCAUCAAGAUAUUUUGGCUGCAUAUAGCUCUGGAUUUUAGUGAUGUUAAGGUUUAAAGUUGCUUUGAUGGGCUGAGAAAAUGAAAACCUUUAACCUAUAUUCUUGAUAACCUAGUCACUUAGGUUCAUUCCACUGGAUAGUUUCUAAGAUUCAGUGGAUCAGGGAUUGGUCAUCACCAGCACGCCUGAAGAAGGAACCAAAAAGGAAGUGACCAGAGAAAGGCUGUAUGAUAUUUACAGUUAAUUUUGUGUUUCAGCCCUCACUCCACCUCUCCUCAGGACAAGGCAUUUAUACUGUUGCAUGCUUGACAGUACCCUUCUCAUAUAAACUUUUUCUCUUUUUUUUGGCUCAUGUACUUGUGUAACUAUUUUCCAAUUUUAUCUCCUCUUAAUGUAUUAUCAUUAAAUUCAGAUGGCCAUUUUUCCUUCUGGGCCUCAAGACACUUUUGUCUCUUGCUUAAAACAAAUAUGAUAAAGGUUUGAAAGACAUAAUAAAAAAAAACUGUUGCUUGUU